AUGCAAAAUGAUAUGACACCAAAACCUAAUUCAAAUGAAACCAUCCAAAACAAACUAGUAUUGCCAGUAAUAAAUCCAUCAAAUAAUCCAGAAGUCCUAAUAUUUAACUUAAAUGAUAUAAAAUCAUUAAGAAAAUUAAAAAUUUUAGGUAUAUUAAUUGGAACAUUACAAAAUUUCCCACAACAAAAUUUAUUUUUAUCAAUUCCUUUGAAAAUUAAUAUAUAUGAUGUUAUAUGGUUAAUUAAAUAUAAUUAUGGAAUUUUAGUUGAUCAAUUAGCGUAUAGAAAUGAAAGAAGAAUUAAAAUUGAAUCAUUAAAUAAGAACGCAUCAAAUAUAUUUCAAAAAGAUUCAAUGAUAAUAACACCAGAUUCUGAAAAAGAUAGAGACUAUGAAUUAUUGAACAAGAAUCAAAUUUCACUUCAAACAUACUUGCAAAAUUAUUUAUCUAAUCAAUCCAAGAAAUCAUCAAUUAUAUCAUAUUAUCAUUAUUAUAAUUUUUUAAUAAAUAAAGGAUUUUUUAUAAAUCCAGGAUUAAAAUUUGGAGGAGAUUUUGUAAUAUAUCCUGGUGAUCCUUUGCGAUAUCAUUCUUAUUCAACUGUUAAAUUUGAAUUAUUAGAUUGUUUUGAUAUUAUAAGUGGUGGUAGAUUAGCUACUGGUGUUAAAAAAAAUUUAAUUUUUAUGGGUGAAAGAAGGGAGAAGAAGAAAAUAGAUAAUGACGAAGAUGAACAGAAGAGGGAAAAGGAGGAUGUUAUUGUUGAUGAUAAGUUUAUUGAGGAAUUGUUUGAUGAUGAAGUUCCUUUAUGUUUUUCAAUUGAAUGGGCUGGAUUUGGUUGA
Molecule: messenger RNA, 834 nt
Organism: Lodderomyces pseudojiufengensis
Lineage: Eukaryota; Fungi; Ascomycota; Pichiomycetes; Serinales; Debaryomycetaceae
Product: tRNA splicing endonuclease subunit
Exons: 1
Coding region: 1-834 (277 amino acids)
Biological process (GO): tRNA-type intron splice site recognition and cleavage; tRNA splicing, via endonucleolytic cleavage and ligation
Cellular component (GO): tRNA-intron endonuclease complex
Molecular function (GO): nucleic acid binding; tRNA-intron lyase activity
Source: RefSeq, a predicted model, not a curated record